AUGACAAAUGGUGUAUGGCUCUCUCCCGUAGUCCAUAAAGUGUUUGUGCUUUUGUCGUGCACAUUCUUGGGGUUGAUUUGCGGAACGUUGUAUCUCUACUCCUCCUACAGUCCCCAGUUUGCACAUCGUUUGAAGUACUCGGUGACGGAUGCGUCCUCCAUAGCACUAAUGGGAACGUUGGGAGUGGCAGUCACAGGCCCCGUAGCGGGUGCCGUGGUGGACAAAACUGGCUAUACGAUAGCGCUAGUAAUUGGUGGGCUACAAAUCAUUAUAGGGUACUUGAGCAUGAAGGGUCAGUUUGAUAACGAAUAUGGCAGCGUCAAGCUCUCGGCAUUCUUGGUGUUUGCAAUUGGAUCUGGAUCUACAUUCAUCAACUCCGCCUGUUUGAAAUGCUGUGCUGUCAAUUUCCCUAGCAUUCGUGGUGUCGCCACAUCCUUACCUUUAGCAUUGUAUGGCUUGAGUGCCAUGUUCUACUCAGUGCUCGCUUCCAUAUUCUACCCGGGGGAUACUUCAGGUUUCUUAGGCUUCCUUGCCUACUCGGCCAUUGUCAUUUUCGUCAUCUGUGCUCCAUGUGUUAUAUCCUGCGACUGGAGCCAGGAAUCAAAGUCUCUGGUGACGAAACCUCAUCCUGCGGACUCAAUAGAAAUGUCAAGCUUGAAGCCGGAACGUACUCCUCAACUUUCUCCACAUGUAACCAUUGCCAGAUCCCCAGGAUAUCAGCAGAUCGAGAGGGAAUCGAUGGAAAUAAGUGGAAUGAAAUUGGUCAAAUCCAGUAAAUUUUGGUUGAUAUUUGUGGUCACUGGUACUUUGGCAUCGUUGGGCCAAAUGUACAUCUAUUCAGUGGGAUAUAUGGUAAAAGCAAUUGUCAGUUUUGAAGCAAAUAACCUCGAGCCUGGGUCAAUAUUCACUCCCGAAGUAGAGGGAUUAAUCCAGAGAGAUCAACAAUUGCAGGUAGGUUUGUUGUCAGUAGCAAACUGUGCAGGUAGAAUCUUGUCAGGUGUUAUGGGUGAUGUAAUUUCUCAGUCUUUUAAGAAAUCGAGAACCCGGUUAUUAUUUCUACCAUGUUUUGGCCUAAUGUUCACCCAAAUAUUGGGGUUCGAGAUUACCAGACCUAAUGAUUUGUCAUUGGAUUCCCUUUUGACUGGGCUCUUCUAUGGAUACACAUUUUGUAUCAUGCCAAUGAUUGUUGGUGACUUGUUUGGAAUGGAGAACUUUUCUUCUAAUUGGGGUAUUGUUGGCUUAGCGCCAAUUUUACCAAGUUUUUAUUUUACCAGUCUUUUCGGUAAAAUCUAUGAUGCGAACUCUUCACCAUUGAGUGGAGUUGAUGAAGCCAAAUCUGAAUUAGUUUGCCUAAUCGGAAAACAUUGCUACAACUCGAUUUUCAAGUUGACUUUGUUCAUCACUUUUAUUUCUUUGGUUUGCGUUGUAUUCUUGAACUCCGAUAUUAGGUUGAGAACAACCAGAUAA
Suhomyces tanzawaensis NRRL Y-17324 is the source of this 1467-nucleotide messenger RNA. RefSeq lists its product as uncharacterized. The record is from RefSeq and is a predicted model, not a curated record. The transcript has a single exon. Bases 1 to 1467 code for a protein of 488 amino acids. Gene Ontology annotation, cellular component: membrane. NCBI's taxonomy places the organism in Eukaryota, Fungi, Ascomycota, Pichiomycetes, Serinales, Debaryomycetaceae.